Messenger RNA from Osmerus eperlanus (European smelt), 3495 nucleotides. RefSeq names its product ATPase Na+/K+ transporting subunit alpha 2a (gene atp1a2a). The record is from RefSeq and is a predicted model, not a curated record. Gene Ontology annotation, cellular component: plasma membrane. Bases 139 to 3171 code for a protein of 1010 amino acids. Gene Ontology annotation, molecular function: P-type sodium:potassium-exchanging transporter activity; ATP hydrolysis activity; ATP binding. The transcript has 24 exons. Gene Ontology annotation, biological process: proton transmembrane transport; intracellular sodium ion homeostasis; sodium ion export across plasma membrane. Lineage: Eukaryota; Metazoa; Chordata; Actinopteri; Osmeriformes; Osmeridae.
GUGUGGAGGUGUUUGUUGCAGGGGGGUGUUCCCAAAAAAAGCCACCAGUGCCUUCCACACGUGUAGCAGAGCAGUGCUGUCCUGGUGUAAGUCUCGUCAGGGCCAUUUCACCGUAGGGACUGCAAAGAGUCAGCAAUCAUGGGGAGAGAGAGCGGUGCUGAAAAUGAAGGGAAGAAGAUGAAAAAGGAAAGGCAUUUGGCUGAGCUGAAGAAGGAGGUGGACAUGGAUGACCACAAAGUCUCCUUGGACGAGCUGUCGAAGCGAUAUGGAAUGGACUUAAAUCGGGGUCUCACCUACGCCAAGGCCUUGGAGGUCCUGGCACGAGACGGCCCCAACGCUCUCACCCCGCCCCCCACCACGCCCGAAUGGGUCAAGUUCUGUCGGCAGCUGUUUGGCGGCUUCUCCGUUCUCCUCUGGAUCGGUGCCCUGCUCUGCUUCCUCGCCUACAGUAUCCAGGUGGCCACGGAGGACGAGCCGGCCAAUGACAACUUGUACUUGGGGGUGGUGUUGUCUGCCGUGGUGAUCAUCACUGGCUGUUUCUCCUACUACCAAGAAGCGAAGAGCUCACGGAUCAUGGACUCCUUCAAAAACAUGGUUCCUCAGCAAGCCCUGGUGAUCCGCGAGGGGGAGAAAAUGCAGAUCAACGCUGAGCUGGUGGUGCAGGGAGACCUGGUGGAGAUCAAGGGAGGAGACCGCAUCCCGGCCGACCUGAGGGUCGUGUCAGCCGCUGGCUGCAAGGUGGACAACUCCUCCCUAACAGGGGAGUCGGAGCCCCAGAGCCGCUCGCCGGAGUUCACCCAUGACAACCCCCUGGAGACCAAGAACAUAUGCUUCUUCUCCACCAACUGUGUGGAAGGCACGGCUCACGGUAUUGUGAUUGCCACGGGCGAUCGCACCGUCAUGGGCCGCAUCGCCACGCUGGCAUCCGGGCUGGAGGGGGGCCAGACCCCCAUCAACAUGGAGAUCGAGCACUUCAUCCACCUCAUCACGGGCGUGGCCGUCUUCCUGGGCGUGUCCUUCUUCAUCCUGGCCAUCGUCUUGGGCUAUGGUUGGCUGGAGGCCGUCAUCUUCCUCAUCGGCAUCAUCGUGGCCAAUGUGCCAGAGGGUUUGCUGGCUACAGUCACGGUGUGUCUGACCCUGACCGCCAAGCGUAUGGCCAAGAAGAACUGCCUGGUGAAGAACCUGGAGGCCGUGGAGACCCUGGGCUCCACCUCCACCAUCUGCUCCGACAAGACGGGCACCCUGACCCAGAACAGGAUGACCGUGGCCCACAUGUGGUUCGACAACAUGAUCCACGAGGCCGACACCACCGAGGACCAGUCUGGGGCCACGUUCAACAAGAGCUCGGCCACCUGGGUGGCUCUGGCCCGAGUGGCGGCGCUCUGCAACCGGGCUGAGUUCAAAGCUGGCCAGGAGCACACCCAGAUCCUGAGGAGGGACACGGCAGGAGACGCCUCUGAGUCAGCUCUUCUCAAGUGCAUCGAGCUGUGCUGUGGGAGCGUGCGCGAGAUGAGGCUGCAAAACCCCAAAGUAGGAGAGAUCCCCUUCAACUCCACCAACAAGUACCAGCUUUCAAUUCACGAGGUGAAGGACAACCCUUCCAGCCAUCUGCUGGUGAUGAAAGGAGCACCUGAGAGGAUAUUAGACAGGUGUAGCAGUAUUAUGAUCCAAGGAGAAGAUCAUCCUAUGGAUGAUGACUGGAAAGAUGCCUUCCAGAGCGCGUACAUGGAACUAGGAGGACUGGGAGAGAGAGUUCUGGGCUUCUGUCACCUGAACCUGCCCCCCUCCCAGUUCCCACGGGGCUUCACCUUUGACUGUGAUGAAGUCAACUUCCCCGUUGAGAACAUGUGCUUCCUGGGCUUGAUAUCCAUGAUCGACCCCCCCCGCGCAGCCGUGCCCGACGCCGUGGGAAAGUGCCGCUCAGCUGGCAUCAAGGUGGUCAUGGUGACAGGUGAUCAUCCAAUCACGGCCAAAGCCAUUGCUAAGGGCGUGGGGAUCAUCUCUGAGGGCAAUGAGACGGUGGAGGACAUUGCUGAGAGGCUCAACAUCCCCCUGAGCCAAGUCAACCCCAGGGAUGCCAAGGCCUGUGUUGUGCACGGGUCGGACCUGAAGGACAUGAGCGUGGAGUACCUGGAUGACUUGCUCAGGAACCAUACUGAGAUAGUGUUUGCCCGCACCUCACCUCAGCAGAAACUCAUCAUUGUGGAGGGCUUCCAGAGACAGGGAGCGAUUGUUGCUGUGACGGGUGAUGGUGUGAAUGACUCGCCAGCCCUGAAGAAGGCUGACAUUGGGGUUGCCAUGGGGAUCGCAGGUUCCGAUGUCUCCAAGCAAGCUGCUGACAUGAUCCUUCUGGAUGACAACUUUGCUUCUAUUGUCACAGGAGUUGAGGAAGGUCGUCUGAUCUUUGACAACCUGAAAAAGUCCAUUGCCUACACCCUGACCAGUAACAUUCCAGAGAUCACACCCUUCCUCCUCUUCAUCCUGGCCAGCAUUCCUCUUCCUCUGGGCACUGUCACCAUCCUGUGCAUUGACCUGGGAACAGACAUGGUUCCUGCUAUUUCCUUGGCCUACGAGACAGCCGAGAGUGACAUCAUGAAGCGUCAGCCCAGGAAUCCGAAGACGGACAAGCUGGUGAAUGAGAGACUCAUCAGUAUGGCCUAUGGCCAGAUAGGUAUGAUUCAGGCUCUGGCUGGGUUCUUCACUUACUUUGUGAUCUUGGCUGAAAAUGGCUUCCUCCCACAAACACUGCUGGGAAUCCGUCUGAACUGGGACAGCCGUGUUGUCAACGACCUAGAGGACACCUACGGACAGCAAUGGACCUACGAGCAGAGGAAGAUCGUCGAGUUCACCUGCCAUACAUCUUUCUUCGUCAGUAUCGUGGUUGUGCAGUGGGCUGACCUUGUCAUCUGCAAGACCAGGAGGAACUCGGUCUUCCAGCAGGGAAUGAAUAACCGUAUCCUGAUAUUUGGCCUGUUUGCUGAGACGGCCCUGGCUGCCUUCCUGUCCUAUUGCCCGGGGAUGGACAUUGCCCUGCGCAUGUACCCACUGAAGGUCUCAUGGUGGUUCUGUGCCUUCCCGUAUAGUCUGCUCAUCUUCAUCUAUGACGAGAUACGGAAAUUAAUUAUUCGUAGAUGCCCUGGAGGAUGGGUGGAACUGGAGACAUAUUAUUAACAUUCAAAAAAUGUCAGUUUGUAUGUGAUUGUCUCUGUGAAUGUGUUUUUUGUGUGUGUGUGUGAGUGAGAGAGCGGGAGAGGAAGACCAAGAGUCUGAGUGUGUCUGUCAGUCAAAUGUUGAAGUUUACUGUUGCAUGGAUCGGUAGACUCUGAUUAUUCUACAGAAUGCUGCUGCAAAUAAGCUUUUGAUAGUGAUUGAUAUUUUAGAAUUUUCCAGUGUCAAGCAGAAGGACUUUUGCAUGAUGCAGUGGAAUAUUAAUGUACCUCAAGUUGUGUCGACAUCAGCAAGUGAAAUGUUCCAAUAAAAUCUAUUCCAAAUAGA